AUGAUGAAUACGACUAUUUACAGUGGUGAUAUUAUUAAUAAUACCACCACUGAGAAAAAGAACAACAACAACAACAACGACGACGACGACAACGACCAAAAGUCAUCCUUCGUUGUCUUGGGAGAUGCCUUUGCGGAUUUGGUAUGUCACCUUGAUGGACCAUUCCCAAAAGAAGCUGGAGGUGAUACCCGCCUCGAGCAUCCCAUUACCACCAUGGCGGGUGGAUCUGGAUUGAAUACCUGCACCCAUCUUUGCAGUCUAGUAUCGGCAGCGGAGUUAUUAGGAAGACAAACUGUUUCCUUGUACACGGCCGUCAAUGAAAGUGAUCCGUAUGGUAUGCUACUGUGCAAUCAUGCCCAAGAACAAGGAUUUGAUCUGCACAAUUGUCAUCCUGAUGCAAGCAAUAGUAGUACUGGCCACUGUGCCGUCUUGGUGGCCAAUGGGGAGCGGUCCUUUUUGACGCAUUUGGGCGUCAUGGAAACCUUUGAGGCAAGGCACAUUGACACGGGUCGCCUAACAUUAUCGUCGUCGAACCAAAAAAUGCUAUUCGUGCACGUGGCAGGUUACUACAACAUUCCCGGAUUUUGGGAUGGCGCACUCAAGAGGACCUUGCAAACGAUUAUUCAAACUAAAAUGAAAGAAGGUGGUGGUGGUGGUGGCGGUGGCGACAAUAAGAACUUGGUCACUUCUUUACUCUGUCAGUACGAUGCCACCGAAGCAUGGGAUGGUCAAUUGAUGGAUCUAUUACCAUUGAUUGACUAUUUGUUUUGCAACGAAGUGGAAGUGGAAAAGAUUGCGCAGGCCACCACCAUGAAAUCACAAAGUCAAGAGUCGCCAUCGUCGUUGUCGUCGUCACAACAGCAUCAACAAGUGGAAUCUAGUUGUAUGGAGGACCUAGAUUCUGAUGAUGAAUCCUAUUGGAUUGACAUGGCCAGGUUCUUUCAAACAACGAGUCCCAGUACAUGCGUAAUUGUCACACUGGGCCCCAAGGGUGCUUUGGCGUUGUAUGGUGGACAAAUUCUGGCUCGGCAAGAGGCGCCAACGUCGGUGGAAAACCCAUUGGAUCCAACGGGAGCCGGAGAUGCCUUUAUCUCUGGCUUUUUGUACGGUCUUUUUGUUGUUCCGGUUGCUGCUGCUGCUACUGCGGACUCAUUAUUGGAGGAUUCUGAUACUGCUACUGCUACUGCCAGCAAAGUUGUUCCUUCGAGAAAAGAGAGCGUCCAACAGGCAUUACAAUAUGGAUGUGCUGUGGGUACAAGCUGCAUUUCGAGAAUGGGAGCCAGCAAUCCUGCACCAAGAGGGGAGAUUGACGAGUUGAUGAAGAAAUACCAUUCCUGA
Molecule: messenger RNA, 1338 nt
Organism: Cylindrotheca closterium
Lineage: Eukaryota; Bacillariophyta; Bacillariophyceae; Bacillariales; Bacillariaceae
Source: the annotation of a GenBank genome assembly